GUCGCCGAAAGGACGGCAGGGGCAAUGGUCGACACCUUCUUGCAUGACCGAUUCACUGUAGAAGGGGAAAUCGCAGAUGCUGUGGCCGCCGCCUGACACCGUUGGUCCGCCAGGCAGACCAUUACGGAUCCCGGACUUCCCGCCGCUGACUCGCCGACAUCCAACAUCUCACAAGCAAUCUCUGAAGUCUCUGCCGGCUCAGGGUACAAAUGAAAGACCUCUCCACGACCAUAUGACCUCUGCACAGUAUUGGAACUUUCCCGUCGGCCAAGCUCCUCCUUGGAGCAACCCCAGCUUGGACCCUUCCGACAGUAUCUUCCCAAAUUACACUGCCGGCACAUCAGAGAGCCAGUAUGGUCAUGAGAUAUCAGACGCACGAAAAAUCUCGGAUGUGGCUCCGAAUCUGUUUGGACAAGCGCAGAAGGGAGUUUCCGUUGCAGAUUCGUCCCUGCGUUUCCACACAGGCAUAGACGAACAACGAAGAGAGGCAAGCAAUCAGCAGGCUCGGAACACCUCAGACGAGCAGCAAGUUCCAGAGGAGGACUCGAAUUUGUUUGGACUAGCGUAGGACGGAAGUUCAGGCCUCGAUUUGGUUAUGGGUUUCGACUCAGGCGCUGAGGAACAUCAGGGCGAAGCGAGCAACCGACAGAUUCCAGCUGCACCAUUCACGGACCCGGAAUGGGAGGAAUUCAUGAACACAGAUUUUGGUCUAGCAGGGCAAGAUGGGUCUUUGAAGGCAGAUU
Molecule: messenger RNA, 743 nt
Organism: Pseudocercospora fijiensis CIRAD86
Lineage: Eukaryota; Fungi; Ascomycota; Dothideomycetes; Mycosphaerellales; Mycosphaerellaceae
Exons: 1
Coding region: 77-568 (163 amino acids)
Source: RefSeq, a predicted model, not a curated record